UUAAAAAGGUUCGCGUGCGCUCAGCUGAGGCAGCCCGACACGCCUCGUCUUCAUCCGGAUAUAAAUAAUACCGGCCGCUUUGCGUCCAUUUUAAACAACAAAACAAAUUAAUUAGCAAUAAAUCAAUCAGGCUGUGUGUUUAAUUGGUUCGAGCUGCGUAUUGGAAUUCCGCGCACACAGAAAAGCGAAUGCGUUUAGCCGAGAGGGGGGACAGAUAAAGAGGUGACGCUCGGGCUCGCGCUUGACGUCAUGGUUUCCGCUCAGCACGCGAGCUGCAAGUCUGAGGGAACGUUCUCGAAACAGAGGGUCGCGGGAUGAGCUUUAACACGGAGAGCCGAGGCUUCAAGACAAAGACGAGAGAGUGUACUUUCCUCCAGAGGAUCUGCAAAUGGUUGCUCAUGUGCCUGAUUUUAAUUCAUAUCUUGCAAUGUACAAAAGGUCCACUGAGGAACCUGAAGAGUUCUGGAAAGAGGUUGCUCAGGAGUUUUACUGGAAGGAACCCCCCACAGGCCAAAUGCUGCAGUACAACUUUGAUAUGACCAAGGGCCCGGUUUACAUCAAGUUCAUGGAGGGGGCCAAAACCAAUAUGUGCUACAAUGUGCUAGACUGCAACCUCCGGGACCGGAACCUGGGCGAGAAAGUUGCGUACUACUGGGAGGGGAACUCGCCUGACCAUCACCUUACCAUCACAUACAGCCAGCUUCUAAAGCAGGUGUGCAGAUGUGCCAAUGCUCUUAAGCAGCUGGGUGUGAAGAAAGGAGACAGAGUGGCCAUUUACUUGCCGAUGAUUCCCGAGCUUGUGUUCACCAUGCUGGCUUGUGCUCGAAUAGGAGCAGUGCAUUCGAUUGUGUUUGCAGGGUUUUCUUCUGAGUCACUGGCAGAGCGGAUCGUGGAUGCUCAGUGCAACAUCCUGGUGACGGCAGAUGGUGUUUACAGGGGAGAGAAGCUGAUCAACCUGAAGCAGAUUUCUGACCAUGCCUUGGAGCACUGCCGAGAAAAAAGCUCCUUUACAGUCCAGAAAUGUCUUGUAGUGAAGCAUCCUGCCUUCAGGACAUCCAACACCUGCAAUAUGCUACAGACACCGUGGAAUGCAGAGUGUGAUGUGUGGUGGGAUGAUGUGGUGAACAGUGCAUCAGAGGAGUGUGAGCCUGAGUGGCUGGAUGCCGAAGACCCGCUCUUCAUCCUCUACACCAGUGGGUCCACGGGCAAACCCAAGGGAAUACUGCACACUAUUGCCGGCUACCUGCUGUACACCUCUCUUACAUUCAAAUACGUCUUUGAUCAUCACCAUGACGAUGUGUAUUGGUGCACAGCAGACAUUGGUUGGAUCACAGGCCACUCCUAUAUCACGUACGGUCCAUUAGCCAAUGGGGCAACCAGUGUGCUGUUUGAAGGCAUUCCAGUCUACCCUCACGUGGGUAGGAUUUGGGAGAUCGUAGAGAAGCAUAGAGUGUCUAAGUUUUACACGGCGCCCACUGCCAUCAGGCUGCUUAUGAAGUUCGGGAACGAGCCACUGCAAAAAUAUGAUCUGUCCAGUUUGCGUGUUCUGGGGACUGUGGGAGAGCCUAUCAAUCCGGAGGCCUGGCUCUGGUACCAUGAGGUUGUGGGUCAGGGUAGAUGCCCGGUAAUCGACACCUUCUGGCAGACUGAAACGGGAGGUCACGUUCUGACUCCCUUGCCUGCAGCAACACCACUAAAGCCAGGAUCUGCAACAUUACCAUUUUUCGGUGUGCAGCCUGCAAUCCUGAAUGAGCACGGAGAGGAGCUGGAGGGAGAGGCUGAGGGCUACCUGGUUUUCCAAAAACCCUGGCCAGGCAUCAUGCGGGGCAUCUAUCAAAAUGAAGAACGAUUCCAUAACGUUUACUUCAAAAAGUUCCCAGGAUUUUAUGUGACAGGAGAUGGAUGCAGGAGGGACAAAGAUGGCUACUACUGGAUCACUGGCAGAAUAGAUGACAUGCUCAAUGUCUCAGGUCACUUGCUGAGCACAGCCGAGGUGGAGGCGGCGUUAUCGGAACACCCGGCUGUGGCUGAAGCGGCCGUGGUCAGCUGUCCUCACACUGUGAAGGGCGAGUGUCUCUACUGCUUCGUCAUAAUUAAAGACAGCCACGAAUUCAACCACAAACUCAAGGAGGAGCUCAAGAGCAAAGUGAGAGAGAAGAUUGGCCCAAUAGCCACCCCAGAUUUCAUCCAGAAUGCCCCAGGCCUCCCCAAAACUCGCUCAGGGAAGAUCAUGCGGCGUGUCCUGAGGCAGAUCGCCCGCAAUGAGAAGGACCUGGGUGACCUUUCCACUCUGGCUGACCCCAAAGUUGUGGAAGUGCUCUUCAGUCAGAGGUGUGAAGCAGCAGCAUGAGAGCAUCAAGCCACUUCUCCUGCCUUUCCAACUGGUUCUGGGACAGUUUUAAUAACUUAAAAACAAACAAACAAACAAACAAAAAAACUCUCACUGGCCUGUAGUGGGUUAGCUGAUCCUAAAUUAGAAGCAGAGCGAUAUUUCUUUCACCUUAUCUGUGAUGGAUUUUAGGUUUUUCUUCAAGCCUUGAUCUAAAAAUUAGCACACAAGCAGGCACAAAGAUGAUUUGGAUCAAAUCGCAGAAGUUUCUGAGAUAACCGUAUGCGUGUUUCCUUUAUGUCAAGAAAGUAGCCAAACGGAGAGGUCAUGUCCGUAGAUAUCCUUGUCGUCCCAUUGGCUCCAGAGUCUGACCCUACCCCACGUGUUUUGGGUUGCCUAUUAAAGAACAGCUUAAACGACCAAUGUUUAUGUUGCUAUGUCCCCAUUUUGUAAUGUAAUAAUGAACAGUCUGAUCACUAGAGACACUAACUUCAAUCAGGUACGUACUUUCCAUGAUUGACAAACAUUUUAGUCAUUUGGACAAGUCAUGUGACCAACAGAGAAAAAUUCCUAGGUGGUGUUUUUUUUUUUUUCCCCUCGCAGUGACUUUAUAUUGCUGACUGUGUUUACAUCCUUGAUAAAACUGUAGCAGGUCUUAAACUAUAAGCGCAUUAUACAAAGCCUGACCUCUGCUGGUACUGUUCUCGGAUUAGCUAGUAUCCGACAGAAAAGUGUGUUUUUGUUGGAUAAAUGAGCCAAAUUAGGCAUUUUGAUCAUCGUAUAAGCAGUGAAGGGCGGCACUGUUGUGUCGUGGUUAGCACUGUUGCCUCACAGCAAGAAGGUUCUGGGUUCAAGCCUAGCGGCCGAUGGGGGCCUUUCUGUAUGGAGUUUGCAUGUUCUCCCCGUGUCUAUGUGUGUUUCCUCUGAGUGUUCCAGUUUCCCCCGCAGUCCAAAGACAUGCGGUUAGGUUAACUGGCUACUCUAAAUUGUCCAUAGGUGAGAAUGGUUGAGAGGAGAAAACCUCUAUAAUAAUCUAGUAGAAGGCAAUGGGAAACCACUACUGUAAUGUUCCCUAGAAACUGCCAUCAGGCAGAACAUUAUACGUAUAUACAGAGAGAGAUACACAGUGAACCUAGAUUAUGGAACAAGACUGAAGUCCAGCAUCAACUCAAUAUUUUGGGGUUUAUUUCCAGACUAUAAAAAGGUAAGCAGAAGCCUGAAACAAAGGAACUAGCCAUUUCAGUAUUGCAAUAUGGCUGUAUUGGAAAUUGCACUUAGAAAAUUACAAAUUAGUAUGACUUUAAAACAUUUUAAACCACAGUGUUAAACCCCUUCUCUUCUCUUACACCUGCAGUUGCCCCCCCCCCCCCAAUCUCUGGUACAUAUCCAGUUACAAUAUGAUAUCCAGUAAAUAUAAAAGAAAGAAAAUCCUUCCAUCCAUUAUCUUUAUUGCUUAUCCAACAGGGUCAUGGGGAAAGCUGGAACCAAUCCCAUCUGACUUUGGGCAAGAGGCGGGGUACACCGUGGGCAGGUUGCCAGCCAACCGACCACAAGGCUUACACAGAGAUGAACAACCAUUCACAUCUAUGGGCAAUUUAGAGACUGCAUCUCAUAAGGAGAACAUGCAAACUCUAUACAGAAAGGCCCCAGUCAGCCAUGAGAUUCAAACCCAGGACCUUCAUGGUGUGAAACAACCGUGUUAACCACGACACCACCAUGCCAGCCAAGAAAGAAAAUGAAAUGUUAAAAAAUUUGACAAAAUUACUAAAUAAAUCCUAUGUAAGUGUGAUUUAUCUACAAGGGCACUCGGUAGAGCGUAUACCUCCACCAAACCACAUAUCAACAUCAAAAUCAAAUCACUUGAACCUAGGAUAAUACUAAAGCUGUCCACCAAAUUUCAUCCAAAUCCAUUCACUACUUUUUGAGUUACGUUGGGAACAAACAACAACAACAAAAAAAAAAUCCUGGAUCCACAUCAAAAUCUAAUCAAUUGUUUUUGGCCCAUGGCUCGCCUUUCCUCAAAAUUUCAUCAAAAUCUGUUCACUACUUUUUGAGUUACGUUGGGAACGAACAAAGAAACAAACAAACGGAGGCGAAAACAACCUCCUCCAACAAACUUGGCGGAGGUAAUAAUUUAUUGCUUAUGAUUAGGCGGUACGGUGGUGCAGUGAUGAGUCCAAAGACAUGUAGAUGAGGUCAGCUUUCUACUCUAAAUUGCCCAAAGGUGUGAAUGUUAGUAUGAAUAGAGAACUGUCUGUCUGUCUGUCUGUCUGUGUUAGACCCGCAAUAGAUUCUUGUCCAUUGGCAGCUGGGAAUUGCUUCAAGCUCACCCCCGAUCUGCAGUGGAUAAGCAGAAUAGAAAUUGAGUGAAUGUUUAUAAUUAAGCCUCUUAUUAAGAUAAGUUAAUAAGCUUAAUUAACUGUAACCUGAUGAUUUAAUGCCGUAAUGAAAGCUGACGUGCAGAAGCGGUGAAUAGUUGCUGUAUAGAUUAUAUUUCUUACGUUACUAUUCAUUUUUGAGCCAAAAUAUUGUCUAUCAGUUCCUUCUUGAAUUGGGUACAAGGUCCUAUUAUUCAUAUUUAAGGUACUUAAUGGACCGUCACUGACAUUACGAAUGAUCUUCAUCGAUAUAACAUUUCUACACACUUCAAAUCUUCUGUUGACCUUCCUUACUGUUCUUGAAUCUUGAUUAAAAGAUUACUCUGACUGCUCCUAAGACUCUGAAACAGCAGAUCCACUGAUGUAAGGCAUGCCUCUUUUGAUGUGGGAAUGCAUUCUGGUUAAAUUCAUUUUGUUCAUUAAUUGUUUUGUAAUUUAAUGCUGUAAUGCACAUUGGCUUAAUGUUGGUUGCUUUUAAAGUCAUUUAUGAAUAAAUAUAUUUGUCCUAUG
This is a messenger RNA of Neoarius graeffei (lesser salmon catfish), 5217 nucleotides long. RefSeq names its product acyl-CoA synthetase short chain family member 2 like (gene acss2l). Gene Ontology annotation, molecular function: acetyl-CoA synthetase activity; AMP binding. Bases 389 to 2350 code for a protein of 653 amino acids. The record is from RefSeq and is a predicted model, not a curated record. The transcript is spliced from 19 exons. NCBI's taxonomy places the organism in Eukaryota, Metazoa, Chordata, Actinopteri, Siluriformes, Ariidae.